GGGCCCCACAUGCACAGUCAAGAAAUACAUAAAAAUGUGCUGAAAAUUAUAGGGGUAUUUUUGUAAUUAUGUGGUUUCCCUUAUCAUUACUCCCCCACUUCUCUUAGUGUCAUUAAUGACACUAAGGGAAGUAGACAGUCACCAUGUCUGUUGGAAGGAUCUCGGCCAUUUGUCCUACGCCACGUGUUUCCAUCCGCUGAAAUGUGGAAAGGCGCUCUGCUUCAAAUAUUCCCCUAUAUAUAGUCCCCUAUUUGAACUAUUUUGAUCGCCCCAACUAAUCGCAUUCGAUCUCCCCCUGCGAGCUUCCUUCAUUCUUUAGGUAUUCCUCAAUUCUUUCUUAUUCCAGCUUUUGAUAUCAUGUCUUCUAGGUUUAGGAGUCUUUCCGUUCCUGUGUCUGUUUCCGAGUCUAACUCGAGCUCGGAUUCAAGCUCUAAGUCGGGGUCGUCAGCGACCUCCCCAAGGGAGACCGCUGGCACUUCUCACGAUCCCACUUCUUCCAUUCCCGAACCUCAUUUUAACCUUCCCGAGGAAAUUGCUGAAUCCGAUGAGGCCCUUGUUUUUAAAAAAUACAUUUAAAUGAUGCAACAAAAGCCAUGGUUAGGAAUCGUGAGCAUCAUUAAAACAACUCCUGUAGCUUUAAAAAGAAAAUAUUAUAUACCUGCUGAUUACGAUAUUAUCAUUCCUCGUUCAUUCGAUCGCAUGCAUUAACCCCCAUAAGGUUAUUGUGCUUUAUCCGUGCUUCAUUUAGAUGCCGGACUGCGUUUUCCAUUACCCCGCGAGGUGAAUAAUAUCCUUGUCUGAUUAGGUCUCUGCCCGAUGCAAUUAUCCCCCAAUUCUAUCAGCCAUAUACUCAUGUUCAUUAUUGUUAUAAAACACCUUAAUUUGCUUCCCUCCUUUGACCAUUUCUGGUCUUUAUACAGUAUCACUGCCUCUAAAAGAUCAGGGGAGACUGGGUGGUUCUACUUAACCACACGCAAGGACUGCCGUUUUUUAGACGAUUUGAGGUCUAAUGUCGGUCCUUGGCGUGAUAGGUAUUUCUUUAUACGAUCUCCACCUGGGCAAUCUUGGGAUUUUUACUUGGGUUGGCGCGAGUCCAAACCCAAACCCGAAACUUUUGGGGAGGGGUUCGAGAGCGACCUCAUAAAUUACAUUACUCUGUUUUGGUACCUUCCGAAAGUACUACUACAGGAAAAAGUCUUGAAGCUCGCGGGCCUCUCCCCUGCUCCUAUUCCAGUCAAAAGCUUUUUAGAAUCUGAAAUCAUGCUGGCCAGGAUCGCGAACAAGAUUAGAGCCAAAAAAGGGACGCUGCCUCUCUCUGUUGAUCGCGAGCUCAGAAGCGUAGCAACGGCUGCCAAAGGGAAAUCAAGAGAGCGUGCCCCAACUCCUACUCCAUCCCCUUCAGUCGCCACCGCUUCUGAACAACCAUCCUCUCCCACCGAAACACGAGAUCAUAUCCCAGACGAGCAAGUUGAGGUGGUGAAAAUCUCGGAAGAUCGUGGUCAGAAAAGAAAGAGGGGAAGAGGAACAACGAUCCCUGAAGCAGAGUCAGUGGAGCCAACAGAAAGCAGGAGUGAUCCCUCCUCGAAAUCAGCUAGGCAGGGCAGACUUGAGGCGAAGAUUGCCGCUGAUUGGGUCGCCGAACCCGAAAGCAGAAAGAGAUUUGCCACAUUUCAAGAAGUGUGGCAGCGAACAAGAGACGAGCAACCUUCCUCUGCUCGCAGUGCUGAGAUGUCCGGAGAAAAAUGGAUCCCCGAUUGGAAAAUCUCGAAAAACAGUAGUGUUCUGCGGACCUUUGCCGGGCAAGAUUCAUGGGAAGUCUACAAGGCCGCUUGCCUCGAACGGGAUCAAGUCAUCCUUGCCCAAACCUCCCUCACAUCCCACGAGGAGCACUUCGCGCAUAAUAUGACUCAGGCCAUGGCUUUUGCACAUAACUUGUCCCUCCAAUGCUCGAUGUGGAGACAUGACAAAAUCCUCCUUGAAGCAAAAACUGUGGAGAUGGAGAAGAAGAUUCUAGAGCAGCAAGCCUUGAUCGAGUCCCUGCAGUCUGACGCACAAGAGAAGAAGGAGCUCGUUUCCAAGCUGGAAAUUUAUGAGAGAGAAUUAGAGGAAGCCAGAUCCACAGCCCAAACAGAUCGCGCAACCGCUUUUGAAGCGGGCAGGGAGCAGGGCUUAGCUGAAGGUCGAGCUCAGGGUCUAGCUGAAGGUCGGGCCAUAUUUCUGCAGAGCCAGGAGCACAAGGAUUUACUAGAUCAAGCUCGCUUAAAUGGUGCUCGCGACUUUCUGAAAUCUAGGACCUUUCGAGAGGCUGUGGAGAUCCAGGCGUCGGACUUUAUGAUUGAGGGGUUUGAAAAAUACCAGGGCCAAAUUCGGAAGCUCGAUGGACUUGCAGAGGAUUUCGAUCUAGAGCAGUUGGAUGUCUCCUUAGACAAGAAUCUCGAGCCGUAUCCCCCUGGCCCAGCACCUGCCGAUGACUUCCCAGAAUUUCUUCCUUUGAUGGACGAACUACCACCCCUAUUUCCUAUCUCAUAGAUUUGUAGGGAUGAACACUUUUUUGUAAACACUUUUUGUAAACACUUUUUAUUUUGUACUCCGAUCCAACAAUGUUGAUCCAGGGAUGAGUUCCCCUUUUUGUAAGCUAAUUAUUAUCAAAUUCAAAUAUUUUGUCCAUCCAAUCCUUGAGCAAUUUAUAUUCUUGUAUAUCUACGAAGAUUGCUGCUAAGCUUCAAAAACUAUCGUCUCCCUUCGGGUCGUUCCACGAGAUCUUUUACAGAACUUUCGCGUUCUAAUAACGUAUAGACCUAAUAAGUUAUAAAAUCUGCAACCCCUUCAAAUCGCUUAUGAACCUUUUUCAGGUUAGAAAUCCAUCGUAUCUUUUGAACCUUUUUCAGGUUAGAAAUCCUGCGCAUUUUUUUCAGAUCGCUUAUGAACUUUUUUUAGGUUAGAAAUCCUGCGCAUCUUUUUCAGAUCGCUUCUGAACCUUUUUCAGGUUAGAAAUCCUGCGUAUCUUUUUCAGAUUGCUUGUGAACCUUUUACUUCUAAGGUUAACUUUGAAAGAACACAACAGAACUUGUAGAUGCAAAAUGACCUUUUUCAGUUCGUCUUUUUCAGACUAUUCUGUCUUUUUCAGACAAUUACAAGCCUUUUUCAGGCAAAAUCUUGCUACGAAGCUUACAUAUGUCUAAGCAUAAAAUUUCUUUAAGUUAUGCACAUUUCAAGGCCGUGGCAGAUUUUUCCCCUCUAAGUCUUGCAAGAUGUAUGUCCCUUUUCGUCGGAUUUUCACUACCUUGUAUGGGCCUUCCCAUGUCGGAUCUAGCUUUCCAACAUGCUUAGACAUUUCAACUUUCUUCAACACCAGGUCGCCAACUUGAAAACUUCUCGGUCGUACUCUUUUAUUAUAAUUUAUGGUCAUCAUGCUUUUGUACCUCAAGAUCUUUGCAUACGCGUGAUCUCUACCUUCUUCGAUUAUUGUAAGAUCGACUGACCGCUCCUAGGAAUUUUCUUCUGCUUCAUAUUGGGCGACUCGAGCUGUCUCUUCCCUGAUCUCCGCGGGUAUGACAGCUUCACUGCCAUAUACCAAAUAGAAAGGGGUCUCACCCGUGGCAGUUCGCGGGGUCGUCCAAUAUGCCCAGAGUACUCCAGGCAGCUCUUCGACCCAUGCCCCUUUUGCUCUUUCCAAUCGAGUCUUCAAGUAUUGCAAUAGGGUGCGGUUCAUGACCUCAGUCUGUCCGUUCGCUUGUGGAUUCCCGACCGCCGUGAAAUUCUGUUGGAUUUUCAGCUCUUUACACCAUGCCACAAUCUUCUUUUCUUGGAAUUGUGUUCCAUUAUCCGAUACCAGAACGCACGGAAUCCCGAACCUGCAAAUAAUAUUUUUCCAAAUGAAAUUGAUUACCUCUUUUUCAGAAAUUCUGGUCAGAGCUUCCGCCUCGACCCACUUAGAAAAGUAUUCGACCGCCACAAUCAAGAAUUUUUUCUGAGCCACUGCUUGAGGAAAUGGACCAACGAUAUCGAUCCCCCAUUGAUCAAAGGGGCAUGCAACUUUCAAGGGCUCCAGAGGGGUCACUGGGGAAUGCAGUAACUCCGCGUAUUUUUGGCAACUUUUGCAUUUUCUAGCGAACUCCUUUGCAUCCUCCACCAUCGUGGGCCAGAAAUAACCUUGCCUUAAGAUCUUCUAAGCCAGCAACCUUCCUCCCGAGUGAUUUCCGCAACUGCCUUCAUGUACUUCCUUCAUAACAUACUGCGACCUUUCUGCGUCUAAGCAUUUCAACAAAACACCUUCUGGAGUUCUUUUGUAGAGAUCAUCUCCAAUCAUAGUGAAGCGAUUUGCUUUGAGCUGUAGCCUUUUAGCAGCGAUCGGGUCGCUAGGCAAUUCCCCAUACUUCAAAUACCGGACAAAAGGCGUUCUCCAAGAAUCCGCCCUCUCAACUGUGUGAAUCUCCGCUUCAUUUAUUACCGGGUGUGACUUGACCAUCGCCGUGAUCUUUCUUUCCUUAAUUCCUUCGACCAGCGACCCGAACUUCGACAAGGCGUCUGCCCGUGCAUUCUCGUCCCUCGGGAUUUGAUUGAUCGUACAUCUGUCAAAUUUUUUCAUCAUGUCCUUCAUCUUUGCCAAGUACUGUGUCAUGGACCACUCUCGCGUGUCAUAGGUGCCCUGUACUUGCAUUGCGACAAGUUGUGAGUCUGUAUAUACAUCUACCUGCCUUAUACCUCCAUCCCAUGCUGUCUGCAAUCUUUGAAUUAAAGCUUCAUAUUCAGCUUCAUUGUUCGUAGCCAAAAAAUUUAACCUCGCUGCGAUCUCGAUCUCAGCACCGUUCGGUCCGUGCAAGUAAAUACCAGCUCCUCCAUUCUUUGAGGUCGACGACCCAUCCACGUGUAGCAGCCAUCUCUCUUCUUUUUCAGGCUGUUCACCAGCGAACUCGACCAAGAAAUCAGCAAACACUUGCGCUUUGAUUGCACUCCUUGUCUGAAAUUUGAUGUCAAAUUCUCCCAGCUCCACCGCCCAUUUGAUCAUCCUGCCAGAUGUAUCCGAUUUUGACAUAACCUGCUUCAAAGGAUGAUUAGUUAACACAACAAUAGGGUGGGACUGGAAGUAAGGUCGCAACUUCCGUGCCGUUGUCACCAAAGCCAACGCCAGCUUCUCGAUCUGGAUAUAUUUCUUCUCCGCCCCUUGUAACAUUUUGCUUACAUAGUAGACAGGACUUUGUUUUCUAUUCUCUUCACGAAUCAGCACCGAGCUCACCGCAUUAUCUGAGACAACUAAAUACACAUACAAUUUUUCCCAAUCAUGGGAUUAGAAAGCAGUGGGGGAGUAGUUAAAUACAAUUUUAGCUUCUGAAAAGCCUGCUCGCAGUCCUCACUCAUUCGAAAUUGUUCGCUUUUCGCAAAACCUUAAAGAAAGGUAAGUUACGAUCAGCUGACCUGGAUAUGAAACGAUUCAGCAAGGCGACCUUUCCCGUUAACUGCUGCACCUCUUUUAUCGAUUUUGGCGACCCUAGCUGCAUGAUCACCUUGAUCUUUUCCGGAUUGGUUUCUAUGCCCCCUUCGCUAA
This is a messenger RNA of Sesamum indicum (sesame), 5545 nucleotides long. RefSeq lists its product as uncharacterized. The record is from RefSeq and is a predicted model, not a curated record. Lineage: Eukaryota; Viridiplantae; Streptophyta; Magnoliopsida; Lamiales; Pedaliaceae.